AUGGAGUGUCGUGAACGCUACUUCUUAAUAGCUGCUGAUCUUUCCUUCACUGGGGAUGAACCUUACUUUGAGGCUGUUGACAGGGCAGGUGUGUACCCAAUCACUCAGCAAUAUGCUUCGGAGUGUGGCUACAGUGUCAGUGUUCUCCCUCAACCAGGCCACAUUGAGCUCAAAGCUUCUUACUUCAGCUGUCACACAGAAAAUAAAGAUGACAAAAUGUUCACAUUCAACUUCAACUUGAUUGCCACUGAUAAGGGAAAGCAGGUUGCCUAUGUUCUGAAUAAGACCUGUUCUCCCCCUCUUGCUUGGUCUCCAAGAGAAGUUACUUGUGAGGUCAACUACAUGGAAGCCUAUAUGUCAGCCACUUCAGCUUGGCAGGUGAUGUUCCAUAGGGCAGGGCUGCAGAUGGCUCCUAUGACACUCUCAGAAGCUCGUACGCAGCACUAUGUUUUUGACCUGACAGAUGGAAGGCUUGUGUUUCGUACGCCGUAUGGACAACCUGAUUCGUUUGAGAAUACAGUGAAUGGUGUGCCACUGGAGGUGAUUCACGCAACUCUGUUCUCCAGACAAGGCUGGGUUGUCCUUAUGGUAGACCUGGUGGCUGCUUGUUCCAUGUAUGAAGGCUCACUUGAUAAUGGCUACUUGGUGUGGAAGACUCCAGAGUUGCUGUACCCAAAGGUUCCUGUGAUUGAUGCACAAAUCAAGACGGGACUCAAUGGAAAUCUCCUGGAACAGUCAACUUCAGAAGAGAGGGGCUACGCUGUAGAGAAGCACAAUGCCACAAUCCAGCUAAAGGUCCCCUAUAACACUGAGGGUGCAUACAGGAAGAGCUUUGUGGUUGGUGACCUCUAUGAGUUCUACAUCUUAAAUAUGUACAUGGAACUAGUCUUGCUCGAUAACAAUCAUGUAGACACAAGACUCCGAUUUCACAGGCCUCUUUCCACCCCACUGCUGCGACACCAAAUUGUCACUGAGAACCGAACAGUUGUUGAGGACCGUGAAUUUAACAUCUACAUUGGCAGUAUCCCUCAAGAUGUUGAGUUGGCGGCGGUUGAAUUAAAUGGAAAAGAAUUUACAGUGCUGUUCAAAGAGUUGAGCAUGUGCACAAACUGCAGCUCUAGUUCCAUGUGUACAAUCUGCGUUGCUGCUCUGUCAAACACAUACAGCUACACACUGAAGAUGCCUUUUUCGGACAGCAUUGUUAUACAGAAGUUCCACAGAACAGAUGAAAUUCUACGGUAUAAACUUGACAUAAAGUACACACUGGUGGUUCUACCAGAAAACAAGCCUUUCUACCAUCUAGCGUCUAUCGUGACUUCAGUAAAUGCCACUCCUCCAGCUAUUGCUGCCAUCUGUUCUGAGUGGGGUAUCGGCUUCAGAAUGGACCACAAACCUACCAACUACCUGUGGGAUAUCAGCAUUGGCCCAGAAUUAUUGACUGCUGAGCUUGCAGAUCGGCAUCGUUAUGUCAUGCACAAUGAUAGCCAGACUCUGCUGCUCGACGUGCCACUCUUGACUUAUGGCUAUGAAUACACGGACAUUAGCUUGGAGAAGUUCUCUGGCACUUUUGAAAUCCUCAUCAAAGAUCAUGAAACUUCAGAGAUCCAUCGUUCUGUCCUGAAGACAUGUUCUUUUAGUACAUCUGAACUCAUUUCAUGUUCGCGUAAUGGUCAGAUGACUGUGGUGGCUAACGUAUCGCUGGUCAUUCCAACUGGAGGAAUGCCAGGAAGUACCCACCUCAACAAAAACUGUACACCCAUCGAUGCAGACAGCACCAGGGUUCUCUUUUCUAUUCCACUGAACAGUUGUGGAACUACAAUCAAGAUUGUCAAUCAACAAGUGAUGUACGAAAAUGAGAUCUCCUACACCCCUGCAACCACUGACAAGAUGGCCUCCAAUGUGACUCACAAGGUGACGGUGCAGUGUUCAUACACUUUAACUUGGCUCUACCGCCUGUUCUCAGUGUUCAGGUUCGAGUCGGACACAGUGGGUGUUGGCAGAAUCAUCCACACGGUUUCUACCACAGAAGGUCUACAGAGUACCACUUUAAGGCCUACUACAAUUCCAUCUACAACUGAGAGCCCUUACCGGCUGACCCUUCCAUUCCACCCUGUUUCUUACUACUUCAGAGUGCCCACACAAGGUCUAAAAUCUGAAGAGGGAGAAACUGUCUAA
Molecule: messenger RNA, 2175 nt
Organism: Thalassophryne amazonica
Lineage: Eukaryota; Metazoa; Chordata; Actinopteri; Batrachoidiformes; Batrachoididae
Gene: zpax4
Product: zona pellucida protein AX 4
Exons: 16
Coding region: 1-2175 (724 amino acids)
Source: RefSeq, a predicted model, not a curated record